This is a messenger RNA of Acanthosepion pharaonis, 561 nucleotides long. The record is from the annotation of a GenBank genome assembly. NCBI's taxonomy places the organism in Eukaryota, Metazoa, Mollusca, Cephalopoda, Sepiida, Sepiidae.
AUGUAUCUGUCUCAGUUUGUUCUUAUUUAUCUAUGUAUCUAUCUAUCUUAUCUGUUUAAAAAUCUAUCCAUCAUAUCUAUAUCUAUCUAUCUAUCUAUCUAUCUAUCUCAGUCUAUUCAUAUCUAUCUAUCUCAGUCUAUCUAUCUAUCUAUCUAUCUAUCCAUAUCUAUCUAUCUAUCUAUCUAUCUCAGUUUGUUCAUCUAUCUAUCUAUCUAUAUCUAUCUAUCUAUCAUAUCUAUCUAUCUCAUUUCUAUCUAUCUUCACAUCUAUUUCUAUCACUCUCUCACUCUCUCUAUCUGUCUAUCUCGGCUUGUUAAUCUCUCUCUCAGUCUCUCUCUCUCUCUCAUUAUCAGUCUGUUCAAAUCUAUCUAUCUAUCACAGUUUGUUCAAAUCUAUCUAUCUAUCUAUCUAUCUAUCUAUCUAUCUAUCUAUCUAUCUAUCUAUCUAUCUAUCUAUCAGGGACAAUUUUACGAGUCCAUAUUUGCGUCAAUCAAUCUAUUUAUUUGUUCAUAUCUAUCUAUCUAUCUAUCUAUCUAUCUAUCUAUCUAUCUAUCUAUCUAA